Molecule: messenger RNA, 5074 nt
Organism: Dermacentor silvarum
Lineage: Eukaryota; Metazoa; Arthropoda; Arachnida; Ixodida; Ixodidae
Gene: Sarm
Product: NAD(+) hydrolase sarm1-like
Biological process (GO): signal transduction; response to axon injury; negative regulation of MyD88-independent toll-like receptor signaling pathway
Cellular component (GO): dendrite
Molecular function (GO): NAD+ nucleosidase activity; protein binding; signaling adaptor activity
Source: RefSeq, a predicted model, not a curated record
UCACAGGGACUCGACGAAACGACGAUCCGCUCAACGUGGCAAGCCGUUGUGCCGACCGUAGAUUCGGACGCUCGAUCGCUCGCGCGAGUCCUGUGUGCGGCGAUUCGCUUUUUUUUUUCUUCGUGCUCGGCCGCACGUUGAAUGGCCGACGUCAACCGCCUUCGGCGCAUCAAGAAGUCGUGCCAGAAGAUGCGUUCGUGCCGUCGCCUGGGCGUCCUGCGCGCGGUCGUGAUACCGAGCGAGCCGCCCGACCGCUCGUCCAGGCUCCGCAAGGACCGGUCCGCCGCUCCGCACGAGGGCUCCAAGACGGCGAGAUGGUGCUUCGGUUUGGCCUCGCCACUGGCCGUCACGGUCAAGCCGCUCUUGAUGGCGGACAUCUCCCCAGAGCGGCCGUCGACGCCUCCCAAAGGUGCGCCCGUGACCUCGCCAAACGGCACCGGUACCACCGGCGCCGACAUCAGCAGCGUGGUCGAGAACCUCGCCAAGGCGACGCAGCUGAACGAGAAGUUGAACACCGUCUCCUCUUCCUCCUAUAGUGCCUCAGAGAAGCACUUAAGCAGCGCUCAGAUGUUGAAAAGUUCGACGACGUCGUCGUCAAGCUCGGGGUCACUGCUGAACAAGAAGUCGCAGAUGCUGCACCACUCGCUGGCGAGUUCGCAGCAGCAGACACAGCAACAGAAGGAAGAGCAGCAGCAGCAGCUGUUUCAGCAAGAGAACCGCAGCACCACCAACUACAGCCGCAGCGUGAGCAGGGGCUUCACGGUCGACUGUGGCGUGCCGGAAGGCGCCGAGGAAGGCCGUGUUCGCGAGUCGACGCCCUCCGAGGUUCGUUUCGAACAGAAACGGGUCACCUCUUCGGCCAAGAGCAAGCUGGUGGCCGACGGCGUGACGGCCGAGAAGUCGGCCACCACCAACAAGGAGCUCAAGAGGCUUCAGGCGGGCGACAUCACCUUCCAGGAGAAGCAACACUCUCAGGAAAUGAAAGCUCGCCUGGAAGGCGAAGGAUUCUCGGCCGAGAAAAUUGCCGCUACGAAGCAGGACCAGAAGCAGCUCAAAAUGGGAGACACGCUUCACCAGCAGCAGAAGAGCGCCGCGGCGUCGCUCUCGAAGAUGUCCACGGACGACUACACGGCUGAAGAGAUCUCCAUGGCGAAAAAGGAAGAGCGCCAAAUGUACACCCAGGGCGUACUGCAGCAGGAAAAAAGCGCCGCUUCGUCUGCCAGCUCCAAGGUCUUCAUCAGCUCCAAGGGAGUCUCGAAGUCGUCCGCGUCGCACCAGACCGUCAAGCACAUGGACUACAGCAGUGGCGGCAGCUCCUGCGCUUCACCCAUUGUGACGUCGCCGACGCAGGAGAUGUUCAGCAGCGGUCUACCGCCGCUUCCUUCUAACCAAAGGCUCGCAGUAGGCCAGGGCUUGGCCGAUGAGCUGGACACGUUGCGGUCUCCGCUGCCUCAGCCAGAAGUCGACAAGGCCAUCUCUCGAUUCGCCAGUCGCAUGGCGCUCUGCGUCGAGCAGUUGAAGGCCGCCGCCGACGAAGAAGCUGUAGAGCUUCUGGCCACGAUGUCGGUCAUCAUCCGCAAAGCGUGGGCCGUCCCCACAUACGGUCACGACCUGGGAUUCACCAUGUGCAAUAUCCUGCGGACGAACGGUGGCCUCGAUGUCAUCCUCAAGAACUGUUCUUCCGGCAGCGAGGAGCUGCAGUUCGCCAGUGCCAGGCUCCUGGAACAGUGCUUGUCUACGGAGAACCGGUCCUACGUGGUCGAGCACGGGCUCGAACCCGUUGUGCAGGUGGCGUGCUCGUGCAGUUUUAACAACCAGGUUUCCUACUCCCGGGUGGGAACGGGAAUUCUGUGCCACCUGUUCAAGCAUUCCGAGACCACGUGCAGCGAGUUGAUUCGCCUCGGAGCGCUGAAGUCCAUUCUGUACGACUGCCGCACGAGUGACGUGGAGACGCUGCGGCACUGUGCUUCAGCCCUUGCCAACCUGAGUCUGUACGGCGGGCCCGAGAACCACCAGGCCAUGAUCAAGCACAAGGCUCCCAUGUGGCUGUUCCCGCUCGCCUUCAACCUGGACGACAACAUUAAGUACUACGCCUGCCUCGCCAUCGCGGCGCUCGUGGCCAACAAGGAGAUUGAAGCGGCCGUCAUGAAGUCGGGCACGCUGGACCUGGUCGAGCCUUUCGUGACGAGCCACCAUCCAGAGGAAUUCGCGAAGAGUCACGUGGCUCACGUCCACGGACAGUCCAAAGACUGGUUGCUGCGUUUUGUACCCGUCCUCGACAGCAACAGGGAAGAGGCCCGCAGCCUCGCCGCCUUCCAUUUCGCCAUGGAAGCUGGCAUCAAGAAACGCCAAGGAAACACAUCGGUGUUUGCGGAGAUAGGAGCUUUGGAGGCCUUGCGAAAAGUAGCCAGCUCUCCAAAUGCCAUCGCAUCCAAGUUCGCGGCCCAAGCGCUGCAGCUUAUCGGCGAAGAGGUGCCGCACAAGCUGUCCCAGCAGGUUCCCCUCUGGACUGUUGAGGACGUGAAGGAGUGGGUUAAGCAGAUCGGUUUCACCAACUACGCUUCGGAGUUCGUCAGCAGUCGAGUGGACGGCGACCUGCUGCUGCAGCUGGACGAGCCCAUGCUGAAGGAGGACAUUGGCAUCAAGAACGGCAUUUUGCGGCGCCGCUUCCUGCGCGAGCUGUCGCAGCUCAAGCGCAUGGCCGACUACUCGUCGGUGGACACGACCAACGUGAACCAGAUCCUGCAGAGCCUCGGCUCCGACUUCAGCCAGUACACGUACCGCAUGCUCCAGAGCGGCGUCGACAUGGACUCGCUCAAGCUGCUCAACGACGACCAGCUCUUCAAGGAGUGCGGCAUCGACAACUCCAUCCACCGGCUACGCAUCGGACAGGCCAUCCGCGGUCUCAACCAGUGCGCGGACGAUGCAGACGAAAUCGAACGAAACAAGAGCCUCGACGUCUUCGUCAGCUACCGGCGCUCUAACGGAUCUCAGCUUGCCAGUCUUUUGAAGGUUCACCUGCAACUGCGAGGUUUCUCCGUGUUCAUUGACGUGGAGCGCUUGGAAGCGGGAAAAUUCGACAACAACCUCCUCAACAGCAUACGACAAGCCAAGCAUUUUUUACUCGUCCUUACACCCAAUGCCCUCGACCGGUGCGUGGGUGACACUGACCGCAAAGACUGGGUGCACAGGGAAAUUGUGGAAGCUCUUCAGAGCCAGUGCAACAUCAUUCCAAUCCUGGACAACUUCCAGUGGCCAGAAUCGGAAGUGCUCCCCGAGGACAUGAGGGCAGUCUGCUACUUCAAUGGUGUGCGGUGGAUCCACGACUACCAAGAUGCAUGUGUUGACAAGCUAGAGCGGUUCAUGCGGGGCGAGAUGAAUGUGCGCAGCGACGGUCCGCUGGGCCGCUAUGUGGGCAUGGGAGGGCCUGGCACGCCGGGCACCCCGAGCACGAUGGCCAGCUGCCGUGCGGCGGUCUACCAGCGCAGUGCCAGCAACGACAGCGCCAAGGGUAGCACCUCCUCUGACCGCGAGUCCAGCAAUGGCCGAGCCCCCACAGAGCAGCCACAGGCGCAGCUCCCUGCGCAGCCACACUGCUGACCCCGCAGUGCCAUCGAGGGUCCCCUCACUCACGGACCCACACUAUAAAAAUGAGCAUGCAGCUAGACAUUGCCAUCUGCUCCACCAGCUGUCGUGAUGGAUUGCAUCCUUGAAGCAGGGUUCUACGACCGAUGUGAAGCGAGAAGUGGCUGCCUCUUCUGGAGAGGCUGUGCUCAUCAACGUUCCACAAGCAGCCCAGUCAACUCACAGAAUUGACAAGAGCACCAAUGCAAGAAAAACUGCGAGGACUUCUCGUGGUUCCCCUACAGCUCUUGCUUCUGUGAAAGUCAUGAUGCCACGAGAAUCCGUGGUUACCGAGGAGCAGCACUGCUUGAAAUUGAGGACAAUUACUCAAGCUGUCUCCCCAGGAGUCCUUUGCGAGGCACGUUAAUUUAUGUAAGUGGCACAUGCCAUCAGACAAUGUUUUUGAUGCUCAUGUUGCCCACAUGAAGUAUUCAUCAACCUAAAGCUGCAGCUACAAUGCAUAUUUUAUGACAGGAAUCGCUGAUUGUGUAGAUGGCCAGUUGUGCAAUACUGAGGUCUUGGAAGUUAUGGCCUUUACUUUAUUAAGGACUCGCUAUUUUUCAACGAAGCGAGUUAACUAUGGUAUUAGACCUAGUGAGAUGCCAGUACAGUUUGCUUGGCAAAUUGUUGCUGAAAGUUUGUGCUUGAGGAGGCCACAAAGUCAACAUUAGAAGUGCCUCGUACAGGCUUUAAAGAAGUAAGAUAAGUGUUUUAUAUAUUGCAACAAAGAGUGAGACCUUCUUUAGCACUUGAUGCAGGCAUAAAUGAAGAGAGAACGCAGCUGCAAAGUUUGCCUUCGGAAAUGGCUGCUUGCCUUUGUUUUCCGUCCAGUGCACUUUGUUACGCUGUCACUUAACCAAGUGCUUUUGAGUUGUUCUUUGCAAGGUGUUUUGUUGCUUUAGGACAUAUAGUAUACAACUGGUAUGAGGGAACUGUACAGCAAGGACGAAUAUGAAAGGGAACGCCUGAUUUGCAUUAGAAAGGACAGCUGCUUUGGGAGAAUUGGCACGUGAAGUCUGAAUGUUGCACUUCUAGGCUAAGCACUGCUUGAGUACCAAUUAGGCAUUCCCCUUCAUAUUGGACCAUCCUGUGCACUCUCUUCUAGGCCAGGCACUAUUUUUUCUUGGAAAAAGUUCCCACGCGUAACUUGCUAACAGAGAAAUGAAGUGGCCCGAUAUUUGUUGUUUGAUAGUCAUUGUAAAUUAUUAUUCCUACGGUGCUGGCACCUCAGGAUAUUUAGUAUUUUUAAGUCACAUGUUUGUGUUGUGUUAUCCCUCACUAUUUUUUCCCCAUCCCCCCUUACCUCAUAAACAAGUGCCAGGCAUAAAAGCCUGCUACAUUGCUGAGCACUUGUGAAAUCAAAAAUAUCAUUUCAUUGUUGUACAUACUGCAGGAUGUUCUCAGAUGCCGCUAUGCGAAAGUUAAAUAAACUGUUUUAUAUUAUAGGAAA